CUAUUCUCAAGGUAUUAAUGUGUUUUUUCUUUUCAUUUGACGUUGUUUUCAAUCGGUGAAAUUCAGCCAGUACGGUUAGAGAGCACUGCUCCCCCUCCCCCGCUUCCCACAGACACCAUUGCACAGAUAGGAAGAGAGGGAGGGGGAAGGAGAGAGAGGAGAGGGAGAGCGAUAGUCAGCACCCGUGAGAGGGGAACAAGAUUCAGCCGCGCGGAGAGAGAAGAGAAAAAAGCAGUAGCCAAACGAACAAAGGAAAACAUGGAUGUAACGGAAAAACGCUAUUUAAAACAAGCACAUGUACCGGAGAGGAUGUUUUGGUCGUCCUGCACAUAGUAGGGGGUAACUCAAGGACUCUUCCCCCCGUUUUUAAUGUUGCGCGUGGGGACGCAUGGAAAGCUUUCUCUAAUCCGUCUGCGGAUCCUGCCUGCUUGCAAUGGCUGUGGCGGUGCGAUGCUGUUACAGCAUAACUCAGAAUGUGCCUUUUACUUUUUAUUUGGUGAUUUUUGUACUCAGUGGCCUUACAAAUGCACAAAUACGAUACACCAUUCCGGAGGAGCUAGAGAAUGGGGCUGUGGUCGGCGACAUUGUUCGUGAUUUGGGUCUGGACCUGCAAAAGCUCUCCUCCCGACGCGUCAGAAUCACCUCGGACAGCGCACGGAGAUAUUUCAACAUAAAUCAUAAAAACGGCAAGCUGUCGGUAAGUGACCGCAUCGACCGGGAGACGCUGUGUGAAUUCAGUGGCACCUGUUUGCUCAACCUAGAAGUGGGGGUUGAGAACCCGCUCGAGGUGCAUAAUGUGGAGGUGGAGAUUCUGGAUGCGAAUGACAACUCGCCACAGUUCCCCAGGGACGAGUACCAGCUGGAAAUCUCAGAGUCCGCCAUAACUGGGUCCCGGUUCCCCAUCGAGGGCGCGCAGGAUGCAGACGAAGGCUCCAACUCAGUUCGCCUCUACCGGCUCAGCAACAAUGAGCACCUCGCGCUGGACUCCAACAAGCCCGCGACAAAUAGCAAGAACAUCCAGCUCGUGCUCAAAAAGCCAUUUGACCGUGAGCAUACACCAUCUCAUCAGUUGAUACUGACUGCUGUCGAUGGAGGCACUCCGGCGCGCACAGGUACAGCCAAAAUCAAUGUGCGUGUCCUGGAUUCCAACGACAACGUGCCUGUGUUCGACAACUCCGUAUACAAAGUGAAACUUUCGGAGAACUCGCCCAAGGGCGCUCUAGUGAUAAAGUUAAACGCCACAGACCGGGAUGAAGGCACAAACGGGGAGGUGUUUUACUCUUUUAGCAGUUACACCCCAGAGAGGGUGAGACAAAUGUUCUCCAUGGACACAGAUACAGGAGAGAUCAGAGUGAAGAAAAACAUAGACUAUGAGGAGACUAACUCCUAUGAGAUGUACAUACAAGCUAUGGAUAGGGGUCCUUCUGCAGUGGUAGUCCACUGUAAAGUGGUGGUGGAGGUUUUGGAUGUGAAUGACAACAUUCCUGAAAUCGUGCUGUCAUCUCUUUCCAGCCCGGUCCGGGAGGAUGCACGGGCUGACACCGUGGUGGCUCUGAUCAGUCUUAACGACCGGGACUCCGCCCAGAACAAACAGGUGACCCUGGAGAUCCAACCUGGUGUCCCCUUUAAGAUCAAGUCCUUCCGGAACCACUACACCUUGGUCACCGCUGCAUUCCUGGACCGAGAGACCAUCUCCACCUACAACGUCACAGUAACCGCCAUCGAUGGGGGAACCCCAGCCCUGUCUUCACAUAUGUCCAUUAAAGUUGACGUGGCCGAUGUCAAUGACAACCCUCCUCGCUUCGAACAGACUUCCUACACAGUGUACAUGACGGAGAAUAAUGCACCUGGCGCGUCGAUGUGCGUUGUAAAGGCAAUGGAUGCAGACGCUGGGGAGAACGCUCGCAUCACCUACACCGUCCUCAAUGACAACAACCACGGCAUCCCUGUGGCGAGCUACGUCAGCAUCAAACCCGACACGGGAGAGGCCUAUGCCCUGCGAGCCUUCGACUUCGAGAAGCUCAGAGAGUUCCACUUCCAGGUGAAAGCCCAGGAUGGUGGUGUGCCGCCCCUCAGCCGCGUAGCAACAGUCUACGUUUACAUCAUGGACCAGAACGACCACUCCCCCAGGGUAGUCCAUCCUCCAGCCAAUGGGACGCGGACCACCGAGACGCUGAUGAAGAAUGCAGAGGCGGGGGCUCUGGUGACCAAGGUGGUGGCGUGGGACGGGGACGCAGGUCAGAACGCCUGGCUGGUGUACGCCCUGGAGCAGACCACCUCCGAGCUGGACCUGUUUAAAGUCCACGAGCACACGGGGGAGAUCCGCACCAUGCGGCGUGUCAGCGAGGACAACUCCACCUCUUUCCUGCUGACCGUUCUGGUCCGUGACCAUGGCCUACCGCCGCUUUCCUCCACCGCCACCAUCAAUGUGCACAUCAUGGAGCUGCCACCCAAGCUGACCCCUGACCCCAAACGCAUCAUCAGGCCUCACAGCCCGCUGCUGUUCUCCAACGUAACCCUCUACCUGAUCGUGGCCCUGAGCGCCACCACCUUUGUGUUCCUUGUCACCAUUGUGGUGCUGGCCAUCGUCCGCUGCCACGCCUACUGCACCCAGCCCGGCUCCUGCUCGCCCUGCUGUGUGUCCCAAAAGAGUGUCCCCGAGGGGGGCACCUCGGCUGGUGGGGGUGGAGGGUCAUUGGGUCGAGGUGGCGGUGGUGGGGGAGGUGGAGGAGGUCAGGGUCAACCCAACAACAACGUUGCUCUGCGGAGGGACCUGAAGGUUGAACCUCACUACAUCGAGGUGCGGGGGAACGGCUCCAUGACCAAAACGUACUGCUAUAAGACAUGUAUGACGGCGACGUCGGGGAGCGACACCUUCAUGUUCUAUAACACGGGCCGGCCCCACAGUGGCACCUGGAGCUCCGGGGGAUACGUCACCAGCCAGAGUGGACAGAGCCAGAUGUUUGUACGCAGGCUGAGCAUGCCAGAUGCAACCGCCAUACAGCCCAAGGUGCCGAAUUCAGACUGGCGUUACUCUGCCUCACUUAGGACUGGAAUGCAGAGCUCAGUGCACAUGGAGGAGUCGUCGGUGAUGCAGGGAGCCCAGGGGGUUCUGGUCCAGAACUGGCCGACCGUGUCUAGCGCCACCGGAGAUGCUGAGGGUGGAGAGACGUCCCCGCCCAUGGGAGCCGGAGUGGAUAGUAACAGCUGGCACUUCCGUUACGGUGCAGGCGGUCCCGGUGGGCCCCCCCAGCACCUGAAGCCUGGCGAGGUCCCCCCCGAAGCCUUUAUCAUCCCCGGAUCCCCCGCAAUCAUCUCAAUCCGCCAGCAGGGAGGAGAGGACGACAAGAGCGACUUCAUCACUUUCGGAAAGAAGGAGGAGGCCAAGAAGAAGAAGAAGAAGAAGAAGGAGAAGAAGGAUAAGAAGGAUAAGGGGAAGGAUGAUGACGAGUAGCGGAGGAGGAGGACGAGGAAGAGAAGGAAAGGGAGCUGUUAAAACAGAGGUACCAACCAAAGUCCACCUGGUAACAAAAAUAAAAGUAUUUGAGACAACAGGUGAAAAGAGAGAUCCCCAGUUCAACUUCAUCAUCUCUGGCUCAGUAACACAGACAGGCAGACAAAGUCACACUGCCGUCCUCUGCUCAAUACCCACCCCUGGAACAAAGAUAAUAGCCCAGGUCUUUCUAACUCUCUCUGAUAAUAAUCUGGCCUUACCAAGAUUACUGUAGUUUAACGUCUCCUCCAAAUCCCUGUCUUGGGUAAUUGCUUAAUAAUCAUGCCUUGAUGAGACAAAAAAUGUAUUGAUGCAUUUUCCUCCAUGCCCCCUGGUGCCUGCCUAUACACCCUGAGCCAAAUAAUACCCUCCCACUCUUCUCAGCAAGGGAGCAAGAGCUACUGUCUCCCCUUGCCCUCUGCUUUUCACCUUCUCUCCCACGGAUACGUUGGCACCUCGGUCUUACCCUUUCCCACCAUGUUGUAUAAUCUCUUUUCUUUGAAAGGAAAAGAAAAUCUGAGGAUGAGAAGAAAACAGCUCUGUGCCAGCCUCGGAAAAAUAACAAAAAAAGCAAAUGUCAAGAAGAAGAAAAGAAAGUAACUCGAAGACACAGACAGCGCUAGAUGUUUAGAGCUGGACACUCACACUUGUAAAUAGCACAGGAGAGAGUUCGCUAAAGCUGAGGCUAAAGGCUAACAUGACACUGCUGCUGCAGCUUCCUAUCGCGUUCUCUAUCUGUCAGUGUUCCCUGAGCCGGCAAGGAAAACAUGGCUGUCAAUGAUACACACAUACACGUUGACACACACACACACACUCACAAACAUGGACACUGAGAACACCUGAGACCUGGAGAGAGGUACAAAAUCUAGGAGCUGCCAACAAACCACAGCGAACAAAUAAGAAUAUGUUUAAUACAAAACGCAAGCUUUUCCCCCAGCAGUACAGUCUCCUUAGCAGUACACACGUGUACUGUAGAUCUAGCGUCUCAGUAUCGACACAGCUGCAUCCCCUGCAAUAACUCCUGGUUGGUCUGCUCAAUACUCUAUUCUGGGACAAUGAGAUCUCUCUCUCUCUCUCUCUCUCUCUCUCUCUCUCUCUCUCUCUCUCUCUCUCUCUCUCUCUCUCUCUCAAAGCAGCCAACAGCUCAAUGAAUCCCUCUCAGACAACAGCUCAAUGAGAUCCCUCUCUCUCAAAACAGCCAACAGCUCAAUGAGAUCCCUCUCAAAACAGCCAACAGCUCAAUGAGAUCCCUCUCUCUCAAAACAGCCAACAGCUCAAUGAGAUCCCUGUCUCUCAAAGCAGCCAAAAGCUCAAGGAGAUCCCUCUCUGUCAAAGCAGCCAACAGCUCAAUGAGAUCCCUCUCUCUCAAAGGAGCCAACAGCUCAAUGCGAAGACAGAGAAAGAGGGAAUGAGAGAAAGGAGGAACACUUCAGAUUAUCUUGAGAACGAAAGAGACGAGUCCAGCUGAGUUGGCCUGUGAUCCAGCUUGUUGACCAGGGCUCAGUUGGAACCUUGUAGAAUAGCAGGAGUGUCUCUAGCUAAAGAUGAUCUCUCCCCUGCCACUCAGCAAAAGCCUGAUGCUUUCUGCUCUGAAUGUUUGGUAGCAACCAUCCUUUACCUGAUACCCAACCUGAUCUCUAUCCUCCCCACUCCCCUGAGCUUUCCACCCUCAACCCCACACCACCCCUCCCUUACCCCAACCACAGACUGCUUCUUCACGUGAUGAUGAUGAUGAUGACAUUUGUGAAUCUUUUUCUCUUUGUAUUUGUUCUUGGAGAAGAGCCACGAUUUCCUUCUCUGUUUUGUUAGCUUUAACUGAUCUGCAGUGCUUCUUCUUGUCCCCCCCUGCCCUUCACCUCUCUCUUUUUCUGGCCAUAGACCCCCCUCUAACCCCCUGUUCAUUCAGGGUGAACUGGGAAGGCCUACUCUGAACCUUGUGGUGUGCUGGGAUCAGUAAUAUGUGUGAGGCCUGUAGAACCCAGUCAGUGCCGGUGGUCCAGUACUCUGUUAGCCAAUAUCAGAUGCCUCUAAGUGCAAAACGGUUGAGUGCUUUUAACUUGUGAAUACUACGCUGUUCAUUCCUGUUUGUGGUCACUGGCGAGAGGGGACGAGGUGGGAUGGGGACAGGGAUGGAGGUCUGGGGCAUGGUGUUGAGGGUUGUCCCUGUCCUCCAUGUUCCUGGGUAAACAUAUAUGAAAACAGUAGGUCACCCAUUGGCUUUUAUGUACAUGAUAAAUGUAGAUUUAGACUUGCUUUUCAUACAUGGACUUUGCAUUAAUAAAUGCGAUGUGUAACCUGAUUAUUACAUUAUUCAUGACUAACUACGAGCAUCUAAGGAUUCCUACCCCACAGCUCUAUCCCACCAAUCCUCUUUCAGGAGGUUUUGUGAAGGGGCGGAGACAUGGUUCAGCCCUGCUUCUAUUGGUUCCUCCCUCCCUUGCCUGUAAGUUGUUGCCACACCCCCCCAAGUUCUGCAGCUCAGUAUGACUUCACUCCACUAAAGUGGCUGCUGCAUGUAAGUCCCAAAGGAAACAUAGUAUAUAGAGAAAUAUAUAUAUAUAGAAAUAGAUGGUUAUGAUUUUAUUAUUUUCUAUUAUCAUUUUACUUCAUGACUCGCAAAGGAGAUAUUUGUGUGUACCGUCUCUACCAUGCAUCUUGUGCAUAUAACAUCCUACACACUCCACAGUGGUGUUAUACGUUAACUUAACCUCUUAGAUAUUUGUAAAUGCUAUAGUGUGAUGGCCUUGAAUGCAACUCUGUUCAUUUUGUUUUACCAAAAUAUCAUUUUCGUUUUUGAGAACAAGCAAAGAAAAGGAACUAAAAAAAAAUAUUACAAAAAUAUAAUAAUAAAAAUAUGUUUUGUGUCCGUCUUUGACAUGAUGCUCUACCUAACACUAAUAUUGUCAUUGAAAUAUGUAUGAUCCUGUGAUGAGCUAUAUUUUCCCUUCCACCCCCUUUCAACAGAUAAAAUGUUAAAAAAUGACAGAAAAAAAUUCCAAUGUAAAAAUGGUAUAUGUAGUGUAUGCUUGUGUUUCGUGAGCGUUCACGCUGUCAUUCUUUAUUUAGAGUACGGUGGUGAACAAUGGUGGUGCUGUCCUGGUCUACUGGGCAGUACUGAUCUGUUGUAAAACCUUUUUUUGUACACCUGCUCAUCUACUAUGACUGUAAAAUUGUGAAAUUGCAUUUCUUUCCGUUUUUUUAUUUGCCCUAAAUGGAUACAGUGGUAAUGUGUUUUGUUUAUAAAUCACUCAAUAAAGUUUUCUUUCAUAAAAAUGA
Messenger RNA from Oncorhynchus keta (chum salmon), 6769 nucleotides. Its product is annotated as protocadherin alpha-C2-like. The coding region runs from base 434 to 3454 and encodes 1006 amino acids. NCBI's taxonomy places the organism in Eukaryota, Metazoa, Chordata, Actinopteri, Salmoniformes, Salmonidae. Gene Ontology annotation, molecular function: calcium ion binding. The record is from RefSeq and is a predicted model, not a curated record. The transcript has 4 exons. Gene Ontology annotation, cellular component: plasma membrane. Gene Ontology annotation, biological process: homophilic cell-cell adhesion.